AUGAGUUCUUUCUUCAAGAAGCCCUCGUGGGCGAAGCAAAUAGAAACCGAUACUGAGUUUUAUCAGCGCUCCGGACAGACCUACUCUGAUAUCAUUGCGGCACAUCGAGAAGCGCAUCACAACCCGAAGAAAACGCAACCCCCCGAAGAGGAAUCGACAAAGCGGCGUCGAAUCUCUGAACACGAUGAAGAGGUCGAACACAAGCUAUCAAGUCCAGAUAUCGGGGGACGCAUGUCGAGCCCACGGCCCUCGAGCUCUCCAAAUAACUCGCCGGAACCAAUUGACCAUGAGACCUCCCAAAGCCACAGCCCAGAGAUCACUUCGUUUGUGUCCCCUGCAAAAGGCAUUACUUCCGAAGCGCCAGCCUCUCAACACGUCCCAAAUAUUUUACCUGACCCUAUUUUCUCAAGACCUCGUCUGGCCCAACCAAGUCCACCGAUUGAGGACCCGAUUGUGCAUAUUGUGAUCUCAUCAGAAAUUGAGAAUACGACACCACUGCUUGUUCAACGCAAGAUGUCACAGGGCUUAAAAGAGGUGCGUUUGGCAUGGUGCAACCGCCAGGACUUUGCGCCAGAGACACACUCAUCGAUCUAUCUGACCUGGAAGGGCCGUCGGUUGUUUGACGUGACAACUUGUAGGAGUCUUGGACUUCAUGCUCGAAGGCCCAUGGCGCUUCUCGGUGACGAUGACCCUCUGGCCGAACAGGAACCCUUCCGCAUUCACUUAGAAGCCGUUACUGAUGGGUCUCUAUUGACCAACCGACCGAGUGUGUCUGGUAACCAGCCAAAACCAGCAGUAGUUGCCGUGGAAGAUGAACAGGGCGAGCCAAUAAAGCUGAUUUUGAGAAGUCCUGGAUUCGAAGACUUCAAGAUCAAAGCCCGGCAGAAAACCCCAAUCUCGCGACUCAUCUCUGCCUUCCGAGAUAAGCAGAACAUUCCGCGGGAUCGUUCUCUUACCCUUGUGUUUGACGGUGACAAGCUGCCUCCCGAUUCCUGCCUGGGUGAUCAUGACAUUGACAAUUUAGAUCUGGUCGAUGUCCAGAUCCAAAGAGUCGCCUAA
Messenger RNA from Penicillium olsonii, 1059 nucleotides. The record is from the annotation of a GenBank genome assembly. NCBI's taxonomy places the organism in Eukaryota, Fungi, Ascomycota, Eurotiomycetes, Eurotiales, Aspergillaceae.